AUGUUGUCUAUAAAAUCCUGGGAAGACUGUGAGGUGUUGCUCAAACCGAAUGGCAUACGGAAGAAUUCGGAACGACCAAGCGGUAUGAUCACGGCUGUCUUUGAGAUGGCCUGUGAUAUCGGUGUAGUGUGCCGGACGCUCUACGAGCCACUUGUUAACUCAUAUAGACCGCAGUUGAUUGAUACAUCGUUGAACAUUAAAUUCACGGGCCUCAAAGCUUGCACGGACGUUCACCAAAUCUCAGGUAUCUUACCCGAUUCGCUUGACUCGUUCCACUCGUUAAUGGAACGUUUCCCCAAUUCGACCAAACCUAUUGAGGAGAUCAACCUAGUGACAGAUGGUGUGGCUCACCACUUAGCCACUAAAGGACCACUAGUAAUGGCACGACCUCGACGACUGGCACCGAACAAAUUAGCUUUUGCUAAGUGUGAGUUCGACAUUUAG
This is a messenger RNA of Echinostoma caproni, 444 nucleotides long. The record is from the annotation of a GenBank genome assembly. NCBI's taxonomy places the organism in Eukaryota, Metazoa, Platyhelminthes, Trematoda, Plagiorchiida, Echinostomatidae.